Messenger RNA from Rhinichthys klamathensis goyatoka, 1656 nucleotides. RefSeq names its product matrix-remodelling associated 8a (gene mxra8a). The transcript is spliced from 10 exons. Gene Ontology annotation, cellular component: cell surface; membrane. NCBI's taxonomy places the organism in Eukaryota, Metazoa, Chordata, Actinopteri, Cypriniformes, Leuciscidae. The record is from RefSeq and is a predicted model, not a curated record. Gene Ontology annotation, biological process: cell adhesion; establishment of glial blood-brain barrier. Bases 177 to 1532 code for a protein of 451 amino acids.
ACUGAAUCCUGAAGGUGGGUCAGUAGAACAGACUGCUGCCGCUGCUGAUGUCGCUGGUCGACAAACAGCAAGUGUUCCUUCGCGAUAAAUGUUUGUCAGGUGAAUAAAGCCUGCUAAUUCGGCUUUAUAUUGUUUUUAACAUAUCUUAGAGUGAUCAAACCAAGAGGAUAUCGGUCAUGAAGAACUUGUCUGUGCCCUUGUGCGCUCGAGCGCUUUUCUUGGCUCAAAUUCUGGCUUCCUUCCUCUUCAGCCCUGCGCUAGGCCAAAGUGAUGGCAGUGGCGUGGUGGUGGCCAUGUACAAUAUCAGCGCCCCCCAGGGAUCACAGGCGAUAUUGCAGUGUCAUAGUCAGCGCAUGGUAUGGACCCAAGACCGCCUAAAGGACCGCCAACGGGUAGUGCACUGGGAUUUACUUCGUAGUGGCCCAGACCAUGCAAUGGAACGUGUUUUAGACAUGUUUUCUGCUGGAGACCAGCGCAUCUACAAUGGCUACAACCAGGGACGCAUUAACAUGCCCAAGACUGCUUUUAAGGAUGGUAACUUCUCAUUGGUAAUUAAAGAUGUUGCAAUGAGUGACAAAGGAAUCUACUCCUGUAACCUGCAUCAUCAUUACUGCCACCUGUAUGAGUCAAUCAAAGUUCAGCUCAAUGUCACCAAAUCAGCACGUAAGGAGAGGCGGUUCUGGGACGGUCAGAAGGCUGUGUAUGUGGUUCUGGUGGGCACCACGGUGGUUCUCCCUUGCGUUAACCGCCGGCCCAUCUGGACCGAGGGCAACAGUCAGGAAGACCAACAACAGGUGGUGCACUGGGAUCGUCAACCUCCAGGGGUCCGACAUGACCGCGCCGAUCGACUCAUCGACCUGUACGCUUCUGGUGAGAGGCGUCACUACGGGCCACUGUUUGUUCAACAAAAGAUGAAUAUUUCUGCCACAGCAUUCUCGCAGGGAGAUUUUUCUCUGAUAAUCUCAGACAUCCAGCUCCUAGAUCAGGGGCUAUACUCCUGUCAUCUCCACCAUCACUACUGCGGCCUGCAUGAGAGACGCAUCUUCCAGCUUUCUGUGACCCCUCCGGUCCCUCAGAUCCCUCAGGAACCCACAGAUGAACCUCAGUAUCUUCCCAAUGAAGACCCAAACACCAAUAUGGUGGAAGUGCCGCCACAUGUCAUCAACGUCAUCUUGCCAGAGCAAAGGAGUCACUUCCUACAGCAGCUCGGCUACAUCCUGGCAACUCUCCUCCUACUGGCCCUUAUUGUGUUGGCUAUCGUUCUCCUCACACGUCACCGGAAAAGACCAGGCCGAGAUUUUGAUCCACGUAAAGUUGAAAGCCCACCGCUACCGACGGUGACGUAUGUGGGCCACACAUCAUGUGUUAAGAAAGAAUGUGAGCGAAGCAUCCCAGAGGUGAAGUCAAGCAACCAAGAGGAGACAAAGUUGGACUACAAAAACAAUCUUCUGAAGGAAGCUGAAAUGUCCAAACUUUGCUCCCCAAAAGCCAUUGACCUGGACAGAGAGAUGGAGAAGCCAUCUUGGAAAUAAGCGGUACCUUGCCACUGGCUGGUCCAGGGGGAGAUUUGGAAAUCUGGAAUUCAUGGAAGAAGAAUGAAAUGUGGAGAGGCGACAAUAUGGCAAGGAAAUAAGACAAAAGAAGGAGAGAUUUUCU